This is a messenger RNA of Aureobasidium vineae, 1020 nucleotides long. NCBI's taxonomy places the organism in Eukaryota, Fungi, Ascomycota, Dothideomycetes, Dothideales, Saccotheciaceae. The record is from the annotation of a GenBank genome assembly.
AUGGUGUUGCCGUCUGCGGGUUUCGCAUCGUUAUUCGCAAGAAGCAGGACAACCACAAAAUGGAGUUGUGGAUCAUCAAGGCGGUAUCUCUCAAGCUCGCCUCAGCAUGACCCUCUGCGUGUGCUCUUCUGUGGCGCGGAUGAGUUCAGCAUAUAUUCGCUGAGGGCAUUGAACAAGAUCAGAAAAGAGAAUCCCGACAAAGUAGCCUCCAUCGAUGUGGUCUGUAGAAAGGACAAGCGCGUUGGUCGAGGAUUGAAGCAGAUUCGUGAAGCUAACACUGUAUUCAUCCAGCNNUUGCCUGGUCCGGCACCACUGCAUCACACAUUACUGCGACGACUUAGUAAAACUGGCGUCACUCUACAAACACUACAUCCCAAGCAUUUCGACCAGGGCAGGAUAAUCGAUCAGACUUCUUCUUCCGGACUCUCUAUCCCAGAAGAAAAAUCAGCCACUCUAGACUCACUACUGGCGUGGAUUGGACCGAUCGGUGCUGAUAUGCUCUACAAAAAUGUCAUGAACGGCAGCUUCGCCACAGACACCGAAAUUAAGCCUGCAACCAGCCGAAGCCUCAAGAAUACAAAGAGCGAUUUGUUCGGUCAACUGGAUGGAUCGGCUGAGUAUCCUCGCCAUGCCAGAAAGGUCAUACCCGAAGACCGACACGUCAACUUCCGCUGGCCGUCUUCUGAAAUACUUCUCAGAGAUCGUGUGCUUGGCCGCCUGUUCGCACCAGAUACAAGUCUUGCGCCCUCGAAACGAAUCACUUUCCAUAGAUUCCAGGACACAACCGAUGCUUGCUGGGAACAAGUUCAAGUCAAGGGACCGAUCCUCCGAAUGGGCAACCAUCCUCUUGAUCCUGGUGCUAUCUCAAUUUUCAGACACGAUAGGGAGAAGCGCAUAUUCUUCCGCACCAAGGAUGGCUGGGUCAGCCCGACAGAAGUCACCAUCGAAGGCAAUCCCAAACAGAAGGCGACGGUCAUCUACGACAAAUUGAGGCAGACGAUGCCAGUGACUUGCUGCUAG